GGUGGAAACUGCACUCCAGUGUUAAGAAGAGGAGAGACGGCGAGGAUUCAAGAAACAGACGAGGACACCUCGAUCAUCCCUAGCCAUGAAAGGAUGCGUCUCUUAGCCAAGUCCUGGAGGAGAAAGGGAGAGAGAAGGAGAGAGCGAGAGAAUCAAAACCAAACCCCAAUGGAGGACAUCCGCUAAAGCAAAAGAAGAGUGAUGAAAAAAAAAUGCGGACGGCGAUAGAACGAGAUUGGGAAGCACAUUGGCCGGUUUCAUACCCUCUGAUCUCCUGAGGAGCAGAGGGAGUGUUGGCGGGGAUUCGAGAGAGGGGGAGAGGGACAAGUCGAGAGGGAGCGAGGUCCGUUGUUAAUGGAGUUGGGAUGGAUGGACGGCCUGCAUUCAUCCCAGCUCUGCCCGGUUGCUGGUUCCAUCAUCAGCCCUAUCAAGACUUCAUUUCUUUGGACACUAUACGGAACGAGCGCACAAAAGAACUGAAGUGUGCAGUUAACCAGGCUCACACGCAAGGGCGGGUGCAAGACAUUUCUUAGAUUCUUCUUCUUGUUCUUCUUCUUAUUCGUCUUCUUAGAUUUUUAUCUACGUUGUCGAUUGAAUGUUGUGACCAAAGCUUUCUGCUUGAGUGUUCUACUUAUUCGGAAGGAGACAAGCUUUUUUUACCUUUUCCUCGGUUAAGCAUCCUUCACCGAGUUCCAUACCUGUUAUGCUUUAUUUGCAAUACUUAUAAAUACAAUAUACUCUAAAGCUGUGAUUAUUCCAAACUGUGUACAACAAGGCUACCAAUCGACGCUAUCAACGUGAAAUAAGACUACUGAACGCAAUCACACGAAUAGUCACCGCACCCCCCAUCUAUUGUGUGAUGGAACGGGGAUUUCGCCAAAUGACAUCUCAAUGUCUCUUGUGGUCGUAAUAAAUAUCCAAUAAAGCAGGGAGCGUAUCUCAUUUACUACACAGUAACACAGAAAGACUUUUAUCAUAUCAAAGUGCUUACCGGGGCCUGUGGAUGUCGGGGGAUAGUGACAAACAGAAGACAUGGUGAGCAAAGAGCCUAACCAAUUGAUCACAGGCCACGCAAACAGCAAGAGCACCUUGGCCUUGGACAAGCUGCCCGGCACUAUGACUGUGCGCUCUGUGCUGCUAAACCGAGACUCCCCGGACAUCGAGAGCCGGCUGAAGAGACGCCGCAAUCGCACCCACCAGGUCCGCUUCAAGGACCUGGAGGAUGGCAGCAGCAGCAGCAGUGGCAAUGGUGGCACGGCCGAGUCCAAGAGCCAGUCGAGGGGCUGUACGACGGAGUCCAAGAGCCAGUCGAGGGGCUGUACGGCGGAGACCAAGAGCCAGUCGAGGGGCUGUACGGCGGAGACCAAGAGCCAGCAGAGGGGGGUUACGGCGGACUUCAAAAGCCAACAAAGGGGGCUCACAGAUUAUGGCAGCCCUCAUCCCACCCGCAAGCAGAGCAGCAGUAGCAGGGUCCAUCGGGGGUGGGCGGACCGGGACGGGCCGGGUUGUGCGGCUCUGCCCGGGAGGACCUCGGUUGUGGGGGCAGUGCGAGGGGAUAUGGCAGAUACCAUAGAAGUAGUGGCUGCCUUCUUAGCGAGGGCCCCACCUCACCCAUUAACUCCAGGACCCACGCGUCGCUGCUGGAUCCCACCUCAGGCCAAUUCUUUAACUUUGCCAAUGACGCGAAAGUCCACCACGAGCACCAGCACAGCCAUACAGACUUCCCCAUGCCUAAAGAAGCCCCAGUCGCACUCCUCGAACCGCACACACAGCUACAGCCUGAGGGAUUCGGUGGGUGUGGAUGGGGAUGACGAGCAGGACUCCCAGGAUGAGUAUCUGGGCAACAACCGUGGAUCGGCCGCACGAUCCAGGAAGGACUUUGUUUCUCCUGAGACGCAGCAGCAGACAGUGGCCGUGCGGGAGGUCAAGACCCAGAGAGGGCUCCAGGCGCCCUGGGAGCACUACCCCGUCUCUGGUUCGGAGGAGGAAGCGGCUAAACAGGGCCAUAAGUGA
Molecule: messenger RNA, 2013 nt
Organism: Gadus chalcogrammus (walleye pollock)
Lineage: Eukaryota; Metazoa; Chordata; Actinopteri; Gadiformes; Gadidae
Exons: 3
Coding region: 1033-2013 (326 amino acids)
Biological process (GO): inhibitory postsynaptic potential
Cellular component (GO): postsynaptic density
Source: RefSeq, a predicted model, not a curated record